GCGGCGAGCUCCUCCGCCCACGCCUCGCUCUCGGUCGCAGCUCCGGCUGCUGGACACGAGGCUUGGACGGGAGGAGGAAGAGAGCGAGUGGGACACUGAUUAGGUGGACCCACCUGUGCCUUUCGUUGAAUCCCCUUCCCAAAUCAUCAACCCCCGCGCUCGUCUUCGUCCGGUUCUCCCAUGUUCCGCCGCCGCCACCCGCUCCUGCUCCUCCUCGCCGUCUGCUUCCUCACCACCUCCCUCCACUCCCAACCCACGCCACCGCAAUGCCCGCUGAACUUCACAGCGCUGCGCCCCUUCCUCGCCGCGCCGCUCCCCUCCGACGACGCCUCCCGCUGCAACUUCGCGGUCCAAUCCAUCCGCCUCCUCCUCUCCCUCCACCUCGCCGCCACCGGCUCCUUCCUCGUCCCCGCCAACACCACGGCCUCCUCCUCCUGCCUGCCGCCGCUCCGCGCCGCGCUCCCCUUCACACUCCCUCCGCCCGACGCAUGCGGCCUCGCGGGCAUCGACGCGCUCCUCUCCACCCCCGGAUGCGCCAACAUCUCCACGCUCGCCGACUUCGACGCCCUCGUGCCCGCCUCCGCCCGCAGGGACAUGAACGCCAGCUGCAACCGCGAGCUCGGCCCCGUCCCUGUCUGCACCGGCUGCACCACCUCGCUCAGCAAGGCGGCAGCCGCCUACCUCCUGCCGGGAUCCCCCGACGGUGGGAACAACGUCACCGGCUGCGUCCAGUAUCCCUUCAUCUACGCCGGUGCCGCAGCCAGCCCGCGCGGCCCUGACGACCCGGACACCGCCUUCUGCCUCUACCUCCUCAAGGAGAGCGCUGCACCCUCCAGCGGGUCCGGCACCCCUGCUUGGCUCUACGGCGUCAUCUUCGGAUGCGUUGGCUUCGUGCUGGUGGUCGCCGCCGCCGCUGGUUCGUGGUUCUUGGUGCGGCGACGCCGGAAGCGGGCCGCCGCCGCGGCGCUGGCUGCGGCCAGAGCAGACAGCAGGAGCAAGCGCUCUCAGGCCAUGGAGUCCAUCACCGCCAGCACCACGCUGCUCAAAUUCACCUACGACGAGAUCAAGGCGGCCACGGGGGGCUUCAACAGAGAUAGCAUCAUCGGCCGUGGAGGGUUCGGGAACGUGUACAAAGGGGUGCUUCCAGAUGGCACGGAGGUGGCCGUGAAGCGCUUCAAGAACUGCUCCGCGGCUGGGGAUGCCGUGUUCGCGCAUGAGGUGGAGGUGGUGGCCAGCGUGCGCCAUGUCAACCUUGUCUCGCUCCGUGGAUACUGCAUCGCCAGCACGCAGAGGGAGGGGCACCAGCGGAUGAUCGUGUGCGACCUCAUGCAUAAUGGCAGCCUCCACGACCAUCUGUUUGGCGCUGGGGAGUGCCUCAUGGCGUGGCCGCUCAGGCAGAGGAUUGCCAUCGGGAUGGCACGGGGGCUCUCUUACCUGCACCGUGACACGCAGCCAGCUAUCAUCCACAGGGAUAUCAAGGCUAGCAACAUUUUGCUUGAUGACGACUUUGAGGCGAAGGUGGCUGAUUUUGGACUGGCCAAGUUUGCGCCAGAGGGGAUGACACAUGUAAGCACACGGGUUGCUGGGACUAUGGGUUAUGUCGCUCCAGAGUAUGCCCUCUAUGGCCAGUUAACUGAGAAGAGCGAUGUCUACAGUUUUGGAGUCGUGCUUCUUGAGCUCCUGAGUGGGAAGAAAGCCUUCAUCUCUCUAAGUGAGGGACAGAGCUUCGUGCUCGCUGAUUGGGCUUGGUCAUUGGUGCGGACGGGAAAGACAAUUGAUGUGAUCCAAGAAGGAAUGGCUGAACCUGGUCCUACUAAGGUCAUGGAGAAGUAUGUACUCGUCGCAGCACUCUGCACACAUCCACAGCUCCAUGCCAGGCCAACAAUGGAGCAAGUGGUGAAGAUACUAGAGGCGGAUUCAGCACCAGGACCUCUAAUAAUUCCAGACCGUCCGCUCCCUGUUGUUGCAAACCUGGCUGAUAUUGAGAGGUCAGUGAGCAGCAGCGGAUCAGGUCAGCUGUACAGUCCUUCUGGUUUCCGGUCUUUUAUUCAUAGAAAUGAGGAUGCUACACCGGAAUCUCCAAACGAAGCAUGACAUUUUGCUCUGCUCAAAUGCCAAGUAAAGAAAGGUUAUGCUUCACAGCCUUUUGUUCAGACUUCACUAUUCUUUUCUUUGUGGUAGCCCUUUUGAGUUUACUUUUGUAAUACAUUCUUUAAUAAAUUUCACUUCGUAAUGUUAUUAGUAAUGGGGUUGAGGGCAGUUGUAUGUUUUCACAAUUUAAUGUGAUAGCUUCAUGUAUAUGGACUGUCUUGUUUUUCUAGUACAUGCAGUAAUUCUUGUC
This is a messenger RNA of Lolium rigidum, 2341 nucleotides long. RefSeq names its product probable LRR receptor-like serine/threonine-protein kinase RKF3. Gene Ontology annotation, molecular function: ATP binding; protein kinase activity. The transcript has a single exon. The record is from RefSeq and is a predicted model, not a curated record. Bases 181 to 2094 code for a protein of 637 amino acids. NCBI's taxonomy places the organism in Eukaryota, Viridiplantae, Streptophyta, Magnoliopsida, Poales, Poaceae. Gene Ontology annotation, biological process: protein phosphorylation.